Messenger RNA from Hordeum vulgare subsp. vulgare (domesticated barley), 2013 nucleotides. Its product is annotated as probable histidine kinase 1. The record is from RefSeq and is a predicted model, not a curated record. The transcript has 10 exons. Gene Ontology annotation, molecular function: histidine phosphotransfer kinase activity; phosphorelay sensor kinase activity. Gene Ontology annotation, biological process: protein autophosphorylation; signal transduction. Lineage: Eukaryota; Viridiplantae; Streptophyta; Magnoliopsida; Poales; Poaceae. Bases 193 to 2013 code for a protein of 606 amino acids.
UCCGCAAACUCCACCUCUAGUAGCCUACCACUCUCCCAGUCCCAGCGCUGCGCAACGCAUUGACCGGUUGACCCACCACACCUCCUCCCCCGCUCCCCGUCAGUCCCUCUCCCUCGCUCCGCUCGUUGUCCCUGCGCCUGCAGAUCCGGAGGUAACGACAGUGCUAACUAUCGAGAAAGAAGACGGUACAAAAUGGAGAAUUACGGCAAGGACCACGAAGAUGCGCUCAAGGAUGUUGAAUUCAGAGAGCAGCCCGCUCGUGUGGAUCUCAGCCGGCUAGCGGAAAUCGCAGAUACCGAGAAAGCUGCUUCUCAAAUGCAAUACUUCGUGAAGCACUCGGAAUACAGGAGGGCCAACAAUGCCCGGCUCCUGAGUGAAGAGCUCGGUCAUCUCUCCCAACAGCGAGAAGAGAUUGAGCAAAAGAAGCAGCAGAUCAUGGAGGAGGACCAACGUCACAAUGCCCUCAAGUGUUCGAGCCAGGAGAGUAGUGAUCUUUCUCAUGACGAGGAUCUUGAAGAAGAUGCAGAGCAUGACAGUACCCCCUACUGGAAACGGCGAGCGCUGCGGUCGGAGAAAGCGCAUGAGGCAAGCCUGCAAAGGGAGCGUUCGUUGGAGGAGAAGCUGGGGGAAUAUCUCAAGAAAUUUCAGCCAGAAACACUGGCGGGGGAGUUCUCUGCCAUGUUAAAACGGGCCGAUUAUUUCUUGCACCUGAUUCUCCAAAGUGCCCCCAUUGUGAUUGCUCAUCAGGAUGUUAUUGGUAAAACAGACCAUGAGAUAUUGUCAGGAGAGGGUAUAGAUGAGAUGAAUAAGGUCAAGAGAGAGGUUAUGGCCAAGGGUAUACCGACUAAGAGAGAGUUUGUAUUUAACACUCCAUUGUUCGGAGCAAAGACCUUUGUGGUAUACAUCGAACCGGUUUUCAGCAAAAUAGGGGAAACAAUCGGUGUGAAUUAUGUUGGACUGGACAUAACAGACCAGGUCAAAACAAGAGAGAAAAUGACAGACAUAAGGGUGAGGGAAGCUGUUCAAAAAGCCAAGGAAACAGAGCAUAGCAGAUCACUUAAUAUUACAGAGGACACACCACAAGCAAAGCAAACGUUAGCCACAAUGUCACAUGAGAUCGGAUCUCCCCUUUCAGAAGUCCUUAGGAUAGCCGAGCUUCUUGCAACUACCAAACUGGAUCAAGAACAACAUCAGUUGCUAGAGCUUAUGUUAUCCUUUGGAAAUGUUGUGUUACAAUCGAUCGAUGGCAUCCUUGGUUUCUCCAAAGUGGAAUCAGGAGUUAUGAAACUACAAUCUGCGAUAUUUAGGCCAAGGGAAGUAGUUGAACAUGUACUCCAAACUGCUUCUUCAUUUAUGAAGAAGGAACUAACUCUUGAAGGGUGCGUAGGUGAUGAUGUUCCAUCGGAGGUCAUCGGUGAUGCGCGAAAGAUUCAGGAAAUUCUGACAAACUUGAUCAGUUUCAGCAACGCGGUGAAGUUUACACAAGACGGGAAGGUUGGGAUAAACCUUAAUGUUGUAGAUAAGCAGCAACUGGAAUGCCAAAUAGAACAUAUAAGACCUCAUUUUGCAAGCCCAAUUAACACUGAGACAGAAUAUUACCCUGCCUGGCCAGAAAAUUCUGAUAAAGAUACCCUGCGUUGCUCAAACCGUGAAGAUGCUCAUCAGAAUGGCAUUCCAUCGAAUGAAAAUUCUACGGGGGAAGCUGUUUGGCUUCGCUUCAAUGUUUAUGACACUGGAAUAGGAAUACCAGAGAAGUCAUUGCCAUUUCUGUUCAAGAGGUAUAUGCAUGCCAAUGAGGAACAUACAACAAAAUAUGGUGGGACAGGGCUUGGCCUUGCUGUCUGCAAGCAGUUGGUGGACUUGAUGGGUGGUACUCUCACUGUGCUUAGCAAAGAGAAUGAAGGGUCAACAUUUACAGUCAUGCUGCCCUGCACAAUCCCUGACAAUGGGCAAAACUCGCCAGCUCCUGGAGAAGGGCAAAGAUGGUCCAGGGCUGAGGCAUGGGUAGUAUAG